ACUCUUUAGAAGAAGUCACAGAGGAAUGCUAUUCCCCAACCACCCUCCAGAACCUGGCAAUUCAGAGUCUACUGAGGGAUGAGGCCUUGGCCAUUUCUGCUCUCACAGACCUGCCCCAGAGUCUGUUCCCAGUCAUUUUUGAGGAGGCCUUCACUGAUGGACAUAUAGGGAUCUUGAAGGCCAUGAUACCUGUGUGGCCCUUCCCAUACCUUUCUUUAGGAAAGCNGAUAAANAAUUGCAACCUGGAGACUUUGAAGGCUAUGCUUGAGGGACUAGANAUACUGCUUGCACAAAAGGUUCAAACCAGUAUGUGCAAACUCAGAGUAAUUAAUUGGAGAGAACAUGACUUGAAGAUAUGGGCUGGAUCCCAUGAAGGUGAAGGCUUACCCGAGUUCACGACAGAGAAGCAGCCAAUUGAGAACAGUCCUGGCUGUGAGGUGAAGAAAGAAUUGAAGAUGACGACUGAAGUCCUUCGCAUGAAGGGCAGACUUGAUGAAUCUACCACAUACUUGUUGCAGUGGGCCCAGCAGAGAAAGGAUUCUAUUCAUCUAUUCUGUAGAAAGCUAGUAAUUGAUGGCUUAACCAAAGCCUCAGUGAUAGAAAUCUUCAAAACUGUACAUGCAGACAGUAUACAGGAGCUUAUCCUAAGAUGUAUCUGCAUAGAAGAGUUGGCUUUUCUUAAUCCCUACCUGAAACUGAUGAAAAGUCUUUUCACACUCACACUAGAUCACAUCAUAGUUACUUUCAGUUUGGGUGAUUCUGAAAAGCUUGAUGAGGAGAUAAUAUUCAGCUUGAUUUCUCAACUUCCCACACUCCACUGUCUCCAGAAACUCUAUGUAUAUGAUGUCCCUUUUAUAAAAGGCAAUCUGAAAGAAUAUCUCAGGUGCCUGAAAAAGCCCUUGGAGACGCUUUGCAUCAGUAACUGUAGCCUCUCACAGUCAGACUUAGAUUACCUGCCCUAUUGCCUGAAUAUUUGUGAACUCAAACAUCUGUAUCUUAGUGAUAUAUAUCUAUGUGAUUUACUCCUUGAGCCUCUUGGGUUUCUCCUUGAAAGAGUUGGAGAUACCCUGAAAACCCUGGAAUUGGAGUCAUGUUGUAUAGUGGACUUUCAGUUAAGUGCCUUGCUGCCUGCCCUAAGCCAAUGUUCUCACCUCAGAGAGGUCAGUUUCUAUGACAAUAAUGUGUCUCUGCCUUUCUUGAAACAACUUCUACACCACACAGCCCUGCUGAGUCAGCUGAUCUAUGAGUNUUACCCUGCCCCUCUGGAGUGCUAUGAUGACAGUGGUGUAAUACUAACACACAGAUUAGAAAGUUUUUGUCCUGAGCUCCUGGAUAUACUUAGAGCCAAAAGACAGCUCCAUAAUGUCUCAUUUGAAACACCCCAAUGCUCUAAAUGUGGUGGGUGCUACAUUUAUGAUCAGGAGACCCAAUUUUGCCGUUUUGUGAAACUACUAUUAGCUUGA
Molecule: messenger RNA, 1463 nt
Organism: Mus caroli (Ryukyu mouse)
Lineage: Eukaryota; Metazoa; Chordata; Mammalia; Rodentia; Muridae
Source: RefSeq, a predicted model, not a curated record